Messenger RNA from Linepithema humile (Argentine ant), 1940 nucleotides. Its product is annotated as DNA-binding protein RFXANK. Gene Ontology annotation, biological process: regulation of gene expression. Gene Ontology annotation, molecular function: protein binding. The record is from RefSeq and is a predicted model, not a curated record. Gene Ontology annotation, cellular component: nucleus. NCBI's taxonomy places the organism in Eukaryota, Metazoa, Arthropoda, Insecta, Hymenoptera, Formicidae.
AAAGUUUUCGUUUUGGAUUUUCGUUUUGAUUUCGCUUUUCUAACAAUAAUAAUGUAACGAAAGAUGAUUUGUCAGGUGAGACACAUUGCAAGCAUUCGAAGUGUGCCCUGCCGAUAAAUCAGCAGAGUGUUAUGAAAAUAUGUUAUUAAAAAUAUAUAAUUUAAUAAGAAAUAAACGAAGUGGAGUUGCCAAUUAAAAUAUCAAAAUUUAGUGAUUAAAUUUUUUAAAAUAAUAUUGUGAGGAUGUGAUCUCAGUAGAAAUUCGACCUAACAUCAUGUUUCUAACCUCCAUCGUGACACAAAUUUUGUUAACAACUAUAGGCUCUAAUUUUUACACUUGAUAUACCGGAUGAAAUGGACAUUAUAAAAUAAAGCUCUGGAUAAUUUAAUAUAUUCUAAAGUGAUAUUUGUACAAACCGAAAUUUGCAAUUAUUUGUAAUUUGACAAUUAUGGAGAAUCAAGUACAUUCAGAGUUGAUUAUGAAGGAAGAACAGGACGAGGAUGAGAUAAAGGAAGGUCGAAAUUCUACUGAAAGUGGCAAGAGCAUCACACCCGACGCGUCAGCGAUCGGCAUACGACCAAAACCUCUUAUUUGCAAACCUGAAAAUGUGAGCAUUGGUUGUAAGUCUGAGCCGAUUGAGACUAAAUGGCAUUGGGCUCCAGGAGCAUGGCAAGAUGCUACUAGAACUAGUGCAUUUCAACCAUACAAGCCACCUACCUUGCUCACAAAUUUGCAACGAGGCAAUACUCAAACUCAAAUACAUCAGCUCUAUGUUGGAAAUGAUAUCACGUUUCAUACUUUAGCAGGUCAAGGGGAACUUACACCCGAUCAUAUGCACUCGUGUGCAGUAGAUGCGACUGAUGAAAAUGAUCUAACAGGAUUGAUGUGGGCGAGUGCUUAUGGACAAUUAGGUAGCGCUAGGCAAUUGCUCAAAUGGAAUUCCAACGUAAAUUUUCAUGGACCAAAAUCAGCGACAAGUUUACAUUUGGCAGCUGCUUACGGUCAUCAUGAUGUAGUUAAAUUAUUAUUAAGUCAUGGUGCGGAUCCAAACGCAUAUGAUGAAGAUGGUAAUACUCCAUUAAUAUACGGAGCAUAUUUUGAUCAUCCACAUGUAUGCUACGAAUUAUUAACAAAAGGUGCAGAGGUAACAGUAACCAAUUCUUCCAGUAUAAGCGCUUACAAAGCAGCAAUCAUGAAUAAUUCGAUGAAUGCUAAAGCAGUUAUCGAGAACCAUUUGAUACCACAAAUUAUAAAUGCAGUAUUCGAUGAUUUGUAACAAUUCAAUAUGAAUAGUUAGUAACAAAUUUGUAUUCAAUGACGUACAGAUUUCUACAAAUCAUAAAUAGAAAGUAUUAUUAGAAAUAGUGAUAUUUUCAUUACCCAAUUAUAUAAAAUUUUUUUUUAUAAAUGAUUAAUGUUUUGAACAAUGUUUUAAUAAAACAAAAAAGCAUGACAUAUAUAACAUGAAAUAUACUAAGAAUAGGGUAUAUGAAUCUACAAAUAAGUAACAAAAUUUGAUGUAUAUAUAUUUGAUAAUACAAUUCUUUACGAGCGCUAUUGCAAUACUAAAAUAUAUGUACCGAAUAAAAAGAGAAUACAAUAACUUUCCGUGUAUGAGUCACGACCCCAUUUUUUCUAAUUAAAAUAUAUCUUUUUUUUUUUUUACAGACGUAUAUAAGUAUUCGGCACUGUUGUCAGACAGUUGUCAAAUAGCAUAAUAAUACAUCAAUACAAAUACAUACCAAACGAUACGUGCCAACAUGUUCAUUAAUCAUAUAAGGAAUGAUUGUAUGGCAAUAAAGAUAAUCAAACAAUAAUCAAUCUUGAUUGUUCAUUGAAAAUUAUGCCUCCCACUGAACUGCGCCAUUUCCACGUUCUUAUAUGCAUAGUAAAUACUUCAUCUAUUAUUUAUUGUAUCUUAUACAACUUCAUAAUUAUCA